GCUCCAUUUUCUCAUCUCAUCCUGCUUUUUGUUUCAAAAAUCUGGUGAAAUCAUGGGUGUUUUCACUUAUGAAUCCGAAGUUAUCACUUCAAUCCCCCCAGCCAAGAUGUUCAAGGCUUUUUUUCUAGAUGGUGACAAGUUCAUACCCAAGGUUGUUCCUCAGGCCAUCAAGAGUGUUGAAAUCAUUGAAGGCAGUGGAGGGCCUGGAACCAUCAAAAAGGUUACUUUUGGUGAAGGAAGUCAGCUUAAUUAUGUUAAGCAUAAGGUUGAAGCACUAGAUGAGGAGAAUUUCGUCUACAGCUACAGUGUGAUUGAGGGUGAUGCCUUGAUGAACAGGCUUGAGAAAAUCACUUACGAUGUCAAGUUAGAGGCAUCUCCUGAUGGUGGAUCCAUCUGCAAGAGUACCAGCAAGUAUUACACCCUCGGUGACAUUGAGAUCAACGAAGAAGAAAUCAAGGCUGGAAAAGAAAAGGCGUCCGGACUGUUCAAGGCUGCAGAAGCUUACCUCCUGGCAAAUCCUGAUGCCUAUUAGUAUUACCUUAAUCUGUAUUUGUAUGUUGAGAUAAAUUUCAAUUAUCUUUAUCAAGUACUUGCUUCUGCCUGUGAUGCAACUUGCCAGUGUCCUGAAGUUAUUACGUUAAGAGUUCAGUGUUGUAUUACUUUAAGAAUCAUGAGAAUAAGGCUUUUCUUGCAUCAAGUAGACACCCUGAUGCCUUGUGAAAAAUUCGAUCAUAAGACAACACUCCCUUUCAGUGAUCAUAUGAAAGUUUAAAUUGAGUUUGUGUUUGAGGCAGUGAUCUUCCUUUUUAUUCCCUCUUUUCUGUUUUCUGUAUGUAAAUAAGGGUAGUCUCCUGGCUACUUGGGUUGUAAAUGCUCCAAUGGUGUCCAGAAUCAAGUGGAUUACUAUAAAUAGAAAGGAGCAACAUAUGUUUCUGCACUAUAAAUUAUUUUAUGAUCA
This is a messenger RNA of Rubroshorea leprosula, 958 nucleotides long. The record is from the annotation of a GenBank genome assembly. NCBI's taxonomy places the organism in Eukaryota, Viridiplantae, Streptophyta, Magnoliopsida, Malvales, Dipterocarpaceae.